GAGGAGGUAUUUAUAGCUUCGGCCUCAGCUUGCCCUGCGGCUUGUAAUCCAAACCCGGAGCCCUGGGGCCUCCCACGCAUUUCAGGACAGAGCUCUAAGCUCGCUCUGCCAAAUAUCAGGCCCUCAGUCCUGCCAGUGGGGACCAGACUUCUCUCCCUCAGACCCAGGAGUCUGGGUUCCCAGAACCCAUCUGCACAUUUCUGCCUGUCGGGCACCCUGCGGAAUCCCAACACCUCUUGUCCUUGUUCUGGCAACCCUCGUUUUCCACAUCAGGAAGUCCGGGCCCCCAACCCACUCCUCCCUCAGACCCGGGAGUCCGGGUCCCCAAGUCCCCGCCUCCCUCAGACUCAGGAGUCCGGGGCUCCAGUUUGAACUUUCCACUCCCCUAAAUCUGACUCCUGCUGCUGCGUCAGGGAAAAAAUAAGCGACAGGUGGCACCUGCCCGCAGGGCCGGGUCGCGACCACCUGCUCCCGCUGCUCACUCGGAGCCCCUCUCCAGGCACCUGCUUCUGUCAGUCCGCGGGUGGCUGCCCCGCCCGACCCCGAGGCCCCAGGACGCGGAGGCGGAGCGACCUAGGGAACCCCGACGUUCGCCCCGCCCCAGUCCCUCCCAGCUUGUGCUCCUGCCCCUUCUCAGGGUCCCAGGCGGGGCUCCUGUCCGCCCCCCAACCCCGCGCCUCGUCCUCAGGCCCCAGGCACGCCCUCGAAAGGGGCGUCCUAGGCGCUCCCAGCUGGUGGGGCGGAGCCUGAGGCCUCCAGCCCAGACCAGGGACUCAACCCGCUCCGGAGCACCGCUGCGCUGAGCCCACCUGGUGGCAGAGACCCUUCCAUUCCCCCAGGAACCUACCAGUCCAGGUCUCCAUCCCAGCCUUGGCAAUGACUCUCGCAACUUCCUCUCAGCGCUCCCAAAUCAUUCGCUCCAAGUUCAGAUCUGUGCUCCAGCUUCGGAUCCACAGGCGGUAUCAGGACCCAAGCCUCUCAGGGUCCUUCACCACCUCUCCAGUCUUGGAUCCAGACCCGUGGGUCUCAACCACAGGCCCCGCUCUGGCCCCCAGAGCCCCGGCCCCAGUCUCGCCCUCGGGCCUCACCCCUUUCCUCCUCAGCCCUGGGGACCUGCUCCCUGAAUCAGAAUACGGCACUUGGAGGUCCCUGAAGGAGUCUCCCAAGAUCUCCCAACACUGGAGAAAGCCCAAGCCAAAGGGGAACUUGACAUAUCACCAGUACAUACCCCCAGGGCGGAGACAAGGGUCCAGGGUAGACCCCCCGGCCAAAGAGUUGGCCCUGGGUCCCCCUGGACCACCUCUGUGGGAAGGGACAAACUCACAGCAGCCACCUCCCAGGAUGAAGCCCACUGCCCUCACUCCCUCCCCACCUGGAGUCCCCCGCCCCUCACCCCCUCCACACAAGCUGGAACUUCAGACCCUUAAACUGGAGGAGCUGACGGUCUCAGAGCUCCGGCAGCAGCUGCGCCUGCAGGGCCUCCCGGUGUCUGGGACUAAGUCGAUGCUCCUGGAGCGCAUGCGCGGCGGCGCCCUGCCCCGCGAGCGGCCGAAGCCGCGGCGCGAGGACGGUCCCGCGGGUGCUCCCUGGCCGCGCCUCAGGCCCAAGGCUCUGGGAGCCGUCCGGCGGCAGGGCUCGCUCAAGCGGAGCCCAAAUUCUUGCGCUCCGCCUCCUGCACGUGCCGCGGAAACCCCUGCGACUUCUCCGGCUCCCGCUCCGGCUCCUGCUCCCGCUGCGGCUGCGGCUCCCGCACCGACCCCUUCCUCAGCACCGGCCGCAGCGGCCCUGACACUGGAGGAGGAGCUGCAGGAAGCCAUCCGCCGGGCGCAGUUGCUUCCGAACCGCGGCAUUGAUGACAUCCUGGAGGAUCAAGUGGAGCCUGAGGACCCGCUGCCCCCCAUUCCCUUGGACUUCCCCGGCUCCUUCGACGUGCUGUCCCCCUCCCCGGACUCUGAAGGCCUCUCAUCUGUCUUCUCUUCCUCACUCCCAUCCCCCACAAACUCCCCGUCCCUCUCUCCCAGGGGCCCCACAGACUCCUUGGACUGGCUGGAGGCUCUGAGUGGGGGUCCCCUGCUAGGCUGUGGCCCCCCAGCCCCCAGCAUCUUCUCUGCUGACUUAUCGGACUCCAGUGGCAAGCGGCUGUGGGACCUGCUGGAGGAUCCAUGGUGAUGGAUUCUGGGGUUUCCAGGGACGGACAGCUGGUGGGGGUAGGAAGGUCACAGAGACAGACUUCCCAGGGAGAGGUUGGGACAACCGGCAGAGCCCCUCCCACCACCGACACAGAAUCAGAGAUGACUCUCCUCCCCACCUGGCCCCUGAACUGCUGCUGACAUGCCAACCGCCUGACUCUUGCCUGCCUGACCUCCAUAUGAUCCCCUCGGUAGCUGUGUGGUUGGGGGCAGGGAGGUGUCACUUGCUGCUGGCCAGGGCAAACAAGCUGCUUACUGCUUC
Nyctereutes procyonoides (raccoon dog) is the source of this 2451-nucleotide messenger RNA. RefSeq names its product MEF2 activating motif and SAP domain containing transcriptional regulator (gene MAMSTR). Gene Ontology annotation, biological process: regulation of transcription by RNA polymerase II. Lineage: Eukaryota; Metazoa; Chordata; Mammalia; Carnivora; Canidae. Gene Ontology annotation, molecular function: transcription coregulator activity. The coding region runs from base 877 to 2169 and encodes 430 amino acids. The record is from RefSeq and is a predicted model, not a curated record. Gene Ontology annotation, cellular component: nucleus. The transcript is spliced from 11 exons.